AUGCAAGGAGGUGUUCGACGCAAGGCAGAUUUGCUGCCUCGGUAUCGUGGCCAAAAAAACGGUGGGAACGGGAAGGGUUCUUAUUUGACCACCCCAAUGAAAAAAGCGAUAAUCUAUGCUAUUAUGUUAGCAGCGGUGUUUUUCGCGGUCCGUACGCUUGUGCUGGACGCCAGGAAGCCGCCGGCCGAAUUUGAGCUCGAAGACGCUGGAAACGAGCUGGAAUUUGGUGGGGAAACAAGCACAACCGGCGGUGGUCUACUGGAUGCAGCUCAAAAAGUGGCGCUACAAGUGGGACAGGCAGCACAGGGAGCUGACAAAGUCAACACAAAGGUGGAUACACAAGCCAAACCCCAAGGUGCUCCCGCCAAAGUGCCGAAGGAACAGUUCAAUAACGAGGUGGCCAUGCAGCAAGAGGUCAAAAACUUACAAGAACACGAUCCAGAAUACCAACAGUCGAAGACUCCAAAUGUCAAAGACAGCACCAAGCAGGGUAUUGGCAACGACGUCAAAGCCGACAAGCAGCAAGCCAGCGAAGCGGACGAGGAAAUCGUUGAUGAACAGGCUAAAAAGAUUAACGACAAGGCGCCGUACAAGAAGACGGACACUUCCAAACCACUUGAUAGCCAGAAAUCCGGCAAAAAGGCCGGUAACAAGAACUCUGGUCUUGUAAUCGACGAUUAA
Lachancea lanzarotensis is the source of this 681-nucleotide messenger RNA. RefSeq names its product LALA0S09e05336g1_1. The transcript has a single exon. The coding region runs from base 1 to 681 and encodes 226 amino acids. The record is from RefSeq and is a predicted model, not a curated record. Lineage: Eukaryota; Fungi; Ascomycota; Saccharomycetes; Saccharomycetales; Saccharomycetaceae.